CUGUCAACCAUGAAAGUCCAUAAAACUCUGAUCUGCUUCUUCUUCCUCAGUGAGUACUCUGCUCCUGUCUUCUGCAACAUUUUCUUUAUUUCUAGUAUAUUUUUUUCAGUUGUUUUAUCUGUUGCAGUGGGAGAUUUUCGCAGUGACUAAUAAAGCCUUUCUAAUGGGCUUUAUUCCAAACACGUUGGUUUCUGUGGUUAAAAAUGAUAUCCUGUGUUCAUGUAGAAAACAGCGGAAAUGGAGGGUUAAAACACCCGAUGACUAUAUUAAACUGAAAUAUGACACAAGUAGCACACCAAAAAUUUCUAGUUGAAUAGAAUUUAUUAAUAUUUAUUAUUUACCAAGGUGAACAUGAAACUGAUGCUGCACAGACAGUUUACAGCUGUGUUUAAACUAACUCUUCCCCCAAGGUGGAUCUUUGAGUAAAAAGUGUAUAAAAUACUUAAUAGGCAACAGAGAUACACAAUAAUAUUGGCAUUAACAGAUUAUAGUUAAAAGUUAUUUAUUGUUUACCUUGUUAAGCAGAUAGAUUGUCCAGACUCCACGUCUGUCGUCAGGCAGAUCCACCUCUGAAACGAUUGGUCAGGUCUGACCAAAAGUAAAUUUUUAAAUUUAUAUUGGCAUCAUUCCACAAUUUAACUCCAACAAUAGAAACACUUCUCCUUUUCAUAGCUUUUUUAGCUUUUUUGUACAGUAAACUAACAAACACCUCUGAGAUUAUACGGACUCUCCUGAAUUGAAAAGAACCUCUGUACUGAGUCAGGGAGUGUUUUUGAUUUUAUUCUGAACAUUAUUUCCAUUAUUUUGUAGUAAAACAAGACAUAAAAAUUCAUGACAUCAAAAUUUAGAAAAAGUGGAUCUGUGUGAGCAUAAUAAUCAGCCUUAUUAAUGAUAUGUACGGCUUGUUUUUGCUGUUUUUAUUAUUGAAUUUAUGGUUCUUUUAAAGGUGGAUCCCCACAAUUCCACACAAGAAGAUAUACAGGGAACAAUUAGUGAGUGAUAGAUUAAAUACAAAGCCUUAUAAUUAAAAAUAUUUCUGGAUUUAUCCAGGGUUGCAACUGACUUUGAAAUGUUCCCUUUAUUUUUUUCAGCAUGUUGUUUCCAUGUUAACUUUUGAUCAACCACAACCCUGAGGAAUUUGAUCUCAAAAAUCAGGAAGAUUUCCUGUCUAUCCUCCAUGAGCAGAGCUUCUUAGCUUGUUUAACAAAGUGGAGAUAGUCGUGCAUUAAUAUCCACAUCCAUGAUUGGAUUGUGCUCUGACUUUUGUCAAGACAGAUGCAAAAUCUACUCAUGUUUAAGCUGUCAAAGGUUUGUCAGUAAAAGCUCCACUCUGCUGUUUGUCUGCAUUCAAAGUCAAAGUGAGAGACUGAAAUUCACAGAGCAGAUGGAUGCAGUGUGGACUGAAGCACUGAUGUACAAUGAGAUGUAAUAUGUUACGCUAACAUGCAGUUAGGACAGUGUUGGCUCCUCUGUUAAGUUGUUCCACUGAUGAGGAGAGUAGAAACGUAAAUCAGCCACCAUAGAGGAUCUGGCUGCAGACCUCUACAACGGGGCGACCUCCACCAUGGGGUGGAAUCUAUGUAUAUUACCCAGGCUGGAACCUGAAUGAUGCAUAUUUUCCACUUGCUGAGGUUACAGCAAGUGGCAAUUUUCCCCAACAGCAGAAUUUUAUGUAUGAAAAUUGAAAAUCUAAUCAGAAGGAUAUAUUUAAAUAUAAACCACCACAAACUAAGGAAAAUGCAACGAGGUUUAGGGUUAGGCACCCAAACCAAAAGAUUAGGUUUAGGACAAGGAAGAGAGGGUAAAACUAAAUAUAACACAAAACAAACUAAAUAAACCUCCAACAACAGUUAGGGUCAGGCACCAGAACCCUAAAGGUGAAGGUUAGGUUCAGGGUUAGGGGGUAGGGGGUAAAUUUAAAUUUAACACACCACAAACUGAGGAAAAUCUAUAGAGGGUUAGGUAACCAAAGCCUAAAGGUUAGGGUUAGGAUUAGUGGGGGGCAGGGGGAGAUAAGAAAUAAGACAACAAACUAAGGAAAAAUCCAACAAGGGUUAGUGCGUCACUUCCUACCCUAUAUUCGAGGUCGCCCCAUCAGAGAGAUUUGCUGUCAGAUGUCUCUCAGAUCAGCUGCUUGAUUCUGAUUCUAGGAACUGUGAGUAAACUCUAAAAUCUCAUGUUUAUCUUACAAAUAGUUCAGGUAAUAAUUAAUCUUUUUUUUUUCUUUCCAACAGCUCUGAGGGAUGGAGGGACUGCUGUAUUGCAUACAGAUAUCGGUGUCCGCACAGAAACUGAAGGGAAAAACAUCACAGUUGCAUGCACCUUUACUGUCUCUGGAAGGAAGAGGAUGUUUUGUAGGAAUGACUGUGAUGAAGAGACUCUUGUUCAAACAGAUGGUCUCAGAGCUUCAAGGGGCAGAUACAGCAUUGAAUAUAAAGAAUCUGUUACAACUAUCUAUGUGAGCAUCACAAAUCUGACAAAGUCUGACUCUGGAAAGUACAAAUGUUAUUUGGAGAGAGGGCUGGCUCCAGAUUCAAGUGAUACGUUUGAGCUCAGAGUCAUUGACACAACAGCCACCUCAAAACCAACAGUGACUCUCCAACCUUCUUCAGCAUCGACCACAACGACCUCCACACAGAGAUCCAGCUCCACCUCAGGAAGUACCACAACUCCUUCACUCUCCUCCAAGACCACAAAGAAGUCUCUGCAGCAGACAUCAGGUUCAGGUCAUCUGCUGUAUUUGGGUCUAGUUCUUCUCAUCCUGGUCAUCAUAUUAUCAGUGGUUCUACUGAUACUCUACAGGAAAAGGACCAGAAAACCCAAAGGACCACCUGUUCAGACUGAGUAUGCUGACAUUCAGGAGGUGAACCGGGUGUAUGAGGAGAUCAGAGAGGACAGACAGAACAGAUCUCCUGUGGGCGUUUCUACAGUUUACACGAGUGCCACGUUUGCAAAACCAAACAAUGGACCCACAGACGACUACAGCCUCAUCGACCUACCAAGUUCACAUGACAAAACUGAAGACGACUCAAGGAACCUUGCCUAUUCUGAAAUCAAUUUCUCCGACAAUCAAGCCGCCUCACUCAACAGCGCCCCCUCUGGUGGAGUAAAUAAUGUCAUUUACUCUGAGCCUCGGGUCGAAGCUCCUCUGUACUCUACUGUCACUUCAUAUUAGCUUUAGCUUUAAUGCUAUUCAGCAGGUUUACUCUCUGUCUGUGAAUGACAGGUGAACACACAGGUUUGAAUAAGUUACAGUUAAACAAAAAUCUGUUUUUGAUAAGCUAUUGUUCUUUUUAUAUACAGCAUAAACAUACAUAGCCUCAUGAGACUUUUUCCGCUCUGUUAAGUUAAACGUCUAAGUAUUUUUAAAGUAUUUUUGGUAAAGUUUUAUAGGAGACGGGCAAAAGAACAAACAGAUCUGUGUAUUUCUUGUAAAUAGAGGUUACAUUUCCUAUUAAAAGACUGUUUGAAACA
Molecule: messenger RNA, 3474 nt
Organism: Cheilinus undulatus (humphead wrasse)
Lineage: Eukaryota; Metazoa; Chordata; Actinopteri; Labriformes; Labridae
Exons: 6
Coding region: 2177-3175 (332 amino acids)
Source: RefSeq, a predicted model, not a curated record